This is a messenger RNA of Eimeria acervulina, 474 nucleotides long. RefSeq lists its product as hypothetical. The transcript has a single exon. NCBI's taxonomy places the organism in Eukaryota, Apicomplexa, Conoidasida, Eucoccidiorida, Eimeriidae. The record is from RefSeq and is a predicted model, not a curated record. Bases 1 to 474 code for a protein of 157 amino acids.
AUGCAGCAGCAACAGCAGCAGCAGCAACAGCAGCAGCAGCAACAGCAGCAGCAACAACAGCAGCAACAGCAGCAGAAGCAGCAACAGCACCACAAAGAAACACCUACUGCAGCAGCCGACAGACCUAAAAAAGAAAAAAAGAGGAGACAGCAGCAGCAGGAGCAGCAGCAAGAGCAGGAGCAGCAGCAACAGCAGCAGCAGCAGGACGAAGUGGGUGGCGCUGCCUCUGAGAAGAAGAGCAGCAAAAAGAAAAGGAGAGAGCCUCAGCAAGACCCAGAGACUAUGCCCCCUAGCAGCAGCAGCAGCAGCAGCAGCAACCAGAAGCAGCAGCAGCAGGAGCAUGAGCACGAGCAGCAGCAGCAGGAGUCUGUGUUCAUUCGCACUGAUUUUUUAAGCAAGUUAAAAAUUCUAUCAGAGACAAAAUCAGCUCAACUUUGGGAGGAAGAUGCCCAGGAAACCUCUGCGUGGGAAUAG